Drosophila grimshawi is the source of this 2875-nucleotide messenger RNA. It is a transcript of the gene SF1, whose product is annotated as splicing factor 1. The coding region runs from base 352 to 2745 and encodes 797 amino acids. Gene Ontology annotation, cellular component: nucleus. Gene Ontology annotation, molecular function: zinc ion binding; mRNA binding. Gene Ontology annotation, biological process: regulation of mRNA splicing, via spliceosome. Lineage: Eukaryota; Metazoa; Arthropoda; Insecta; Diptera; Drosophilidae. The record is from RefSeq and is a predicted model, not a curated record. The transcript is spliced from 6 exons.
AAUAACAACCCUGUUUUAAUAUGUACGUCUGUGCGUAAGAUUUUCGCCGAAAACCAACUUCCACAAUUAUUGGUUUUUGUUUGUAAUAACGCGCUUCAUAUGUGGAAUUUGUGAAAAAUACUUGACCAAAACAAGUAACAUUGCAAACAAGUAAACGUUAGCAUAAGUUUGCAGCUAAACGUUGCAUUCAACUGUCAAAGUUUGCCACGAAAUUGUACUUUGCAAGUGUAUUGGUGGCAUUGGUAUUGGUGAGCGUGUCUUUGUGGCAUGGUGAUAAUUUGUAAUUUUAUGUAAACCGUACAUAAAACUGUGUCACAUUGUCUAACUAACAAUAUAAAUAGUCGCAUCACAAUGAGUGCAACGCCACCAGAGUUGCUGCAACUAUCGGUGCCCGAUGGGGCAGGCAGAGAGAAAGAAGCCAACGGCGGCAACGACAACGAUUAUCGAAGUCGUGGCGCCGACAAGGAACGUUCCCGUUCCAGGGAUCGAGGCAGGGACAAGGACAAGGAUAGGGAACGCGAGAAGAAGCGCAGAGAUCGUGAUCGUGGCAGCAAGGAUCGCGAGAGUCGUCGCCGCGACAGUCGCGAGCGUGACAGGGAUAGAGAUCGUGACCGCGACCGGGAGCGUGAACGGGAUCGGGAUUCCCGUUCGCAUCGCAGUCGCUCGCGCAACCACGAUGACCCGGACAGGCGUAAGAAACGCUCGCGCAGCAAGGAUCGGGAUCGCAGACGCGAUCGGGAUCGCGACUCGCGGUCCAGACGCAGUGGUUCGCGUGGCGGCGGAGGAGCUCGUGGGGAUGAUUACGAUCGCAGUAGUCGCAGGCGUCGCUCGAACAGUCGCAGCUAUGACAGGCGUCGCAAUGAACGCAGCAACGAAUCGCAUCGGAAUAGCCGCGAACGGAGCAGUCGGGAGCGCAGCAGUCGGGAACGCGCCUAUGUGAAUCCAUUUGACACGAGCAAUCGGAACUCUCUGCAUGAGCCGGAGUCACGCAUACCGUCGCUUUUUGAGCGUCACCAUCAGCAGCCGCAGCUGGAGUCCAUUCGGGAGGAGAAUAAUUCACGUUUUGAUCUCUCACAGACCAUACAGGAUCUGAUGAGCAAUGUGGGCGGCAACAAGAGUUUUGCAGCACUAUUCAGCAGUCAGAACAGCAAUGAUUCAAUAAGCAAUGGUUUUUACGAGAACUCAAUGGAUGCGGCUGAGCGCAAGCGAAAGCGAAAGUCUCGUUGGGGCGGCACCGAAAAGGACAAGACAUUUAUACCGGGCAUGCCGACAAUUUUACCGUCAACACUGGAUCCGGCCCAGCAGGAGGCCUACUUAGUUCAAUUUCAAAUCGAGGAGAUUAGCCGCAAGCUGCGCACAGGCGAUUUGGGCAUCACGCAGACACCGGAAGAAAGAUCACCCUCACCGGAGCCCAUUUACAGUUCUGAUGGCAAGCGUUUGAAUACGCGCGAGUUUCGCUAUCGCAAGCGCCUGGAGGAGCAGCGUCAUCAGCUGAUUGUCAAGAUGCAAGCUGUUAAUCCUGAAUUCAAGCCUCCAGCUGAUUAUAAGCCUCCGGUUACGCGCGUCAGCGACAAGGUGCUGAUUCCGCAGGAGCAACAUCCAGACAUUAACUUUGUCGGCCUGCUGAUUGGACCACGUGGCAAUACGCUGAAGGCCAUGGAGAAAGACACCGGGGCCAAGAUCAUUAUUCGCGGCAAGGGAUCGGUGAAGGAGGGCAAAGUCGGCCGCAAAGAUGGUCAGCCGUUGCCUGGUGAAGAUGAGCCGCUGCACGCGUUCAUCACAGCUCCCAAUCCCGAGGCGGUUCGCAAGGCCGUCGACAAGAUCAAGGACGUCAUUCGGCAGGGCAUUGAGGUGCCCGAGGGCCACAACGAUCUGCGGCGCAUGCAGCUCCGCGAACUUGCUCAGCUCAAUGGCACGUUGCGCGAGAAUGACAUUCAGCGCUGCACCUGCGGCUCAACGGACCACAAGUCCUGGCAGUGUCCCGAUAAGCCGAUCAUCACCAACACCAUUGUGUGCACCUCAUGCGGCGGCACUGGUCACUUGACCAAGGAUUGUCGAAACAAGCGUCCGGGCUCCGGUGCACCGGGCAUGGCCUGUGAGGAUUCCCAGAACAAGAUCGAUGAGGAGUACAUGAGUUUGAUGGCAGAGCUGGGUGAGGGCCCCCCGCCGUCAGCCUCCAAGCCCGAGGCACCAGUUGCCCCACAGCUGCAUCGCGCCACCUACAGCAUCUUCGAUAAGAAGCCAUCCCAGAUGCAGGCCAUACAAUCGCCGACAAGCGCCUCGCCGCGGGAUCAUCAGCGUGAGAUGGGCGGUAGUAGUAAUGGUGGUGGUAAUAGUGGUGGUGGCGGCGGCGUUGGUGGCGGUGGCUGGGGAGGACCACCGCAUGAGCAUCAAAUGGGCAUGGAUCACGGCAUGGGCAUGGAUCAUGGCAUGGGCAUGUCGCCAUAUGUCCCAGCACCGUCAGUGACGCAGGCACCGCCACCGAUGCCGCCACCAUUGAUGCCCUGGAUGAGUGCACCGCAGCCGCCACCGCCGGCCGCCGAGUCCAUGAAUCCGCCCAUACCGGGUACAUUGCCGCCGCUAAUACCGCCGCCGCCUGGUACCAGUGCACCACCAAUGCCACCGUGGGCCAGUGGCUAUCCAGGCUGGGGCACAGGCUAUGCACCGCCGCCACCACCGCCGUGUGCGCCACCACCUUCACUGGGCUUGUCACAGCCGCCACCGCCUCCGCCGCCAUCCAAUUGAUCUUUACUGCAUGGUCCACACAAUACUUACUUUUAGUCUCUGACACUUCUAUAAUCCUAAAAUCCAAAACCUCAAUUAACCAUGUAACUACGUAAUUUGUAUUUUAUGCUUUAAAGGAUUGACAAAAUAA